Messenger RNA from Onychostoma macrolepis, 1891 nucleotides. RefSeq names its product interferon-induced protein 44-like. Bases 50 to 925 code for a protein of 291 amino acids. The transcript has 7 exons. The record is from RefSeq and is a predicted model, not a curated record. Lineage: Eukaryota; Metazoa; Chordata; Actinopteri; Cypriniformes; Cyprinidae.
GAAUUUCCUAAAUUCAUAAGGAGAAAAGAAAACAGAGAAGCAGAUCAUAAUGGGAGGAUCAGAAUCAAAAACCCAAACUGAAACACCAUCACCAGAAUUUGAUAUACCAUGGAGGGAAACACUCUGGGACAAGAAAGAAGUUUUGGAGAAGAACCUCAGGGAGUUUGAGCUGAGUGAUUCAAAUGUUAAGUACGUCAGGAUCUUGCUAGCUGGAGAAGUUGGAACAGGAAAGUCCAGCUUCAUCAACUCAGUCAAUAGUGCUUUUCAGGGAAGAAUCACAACAGAAGCUCUUGCUGAUUCUGUGUCUGGCACAAGUUUUACAAAAACAUACAGAACUUAUUACAUAAGAAAUGGAGAAUCAGUUCUGCCUUUUGUCUUCAAUGACAUCAUGGGCUUAGAAUCCGGAGCUUCACAGGGUGCAGAUCCAGAAGACAUUGCCAAAUCCCUUGAGGGUCUCCUUAAGGAAGAAUACAAUUUCAAUCCAACUAAUUCUGCUAAAAAAGAAGACUGCAGAAGUGAAACGAGCCCUGAGGAUCUGUCGUACUGCCUGGUCUACGUCAUAGCAGCUGACAAGGUAUCACAGAUGAAUCAAGACGUCUUCCAAAAGAUGAAACAUAUUAGACAGAAGGCCAGCGCACUGGAAAUUCCUCAGGCAGUCAUCAUGACGAGGGUGGAUGAAGAAUGCCCACUAGUCAAGAAAAGCCUAAGAAAAAUCUACACUAGCAAGAAGAUAAAAGAGAAGAUGCAGCAGUGCUCUAUUUCAGUCGGUGUCCCUGUGAGCCACAUCUUCCCUGUGAAGAACUACCACGAGGAGAGUGAUACACAGAACGACAUGGAUGUGCUGAUCCUGAGGGCUCUCAUGCAGAUUGUGCAAAUAGCAGAUGAUCUACUGAACAGAAGAAAAACUGAUUCUGAAAAAUUAUAAACAGAAUCUGACACAAUAGAGAAAUGCUGUGUAACAUGCUGUGUAACAUAUAACCGUAGCUUUAUAUGCAAGGCUGAACUGACUCCUAUGUUUCUGGUAAGAACUAAUAAACAAGUGCAUGGUGCACCAGGAACUGGGACGCAUGCCAGCGCUUGAGCAGACAGAGAGGGAGAUAUAUGUACUCCGGAUAUCUGUGUUCUCGGCCACUUCUUCUCUUCUCAUCUGACACUUGACUAGUAAGCAACAUUAAUAAAAGACUCUUCUUCUCCACCCCGGACUCCCUGUCUCUUCAUUCAUGAUCCAACACUAUCUUCACUUGAUCAGCCUCAUAUCAUGCAAAUUUUGAUGAGUCUGAGGGAGGUAAGACAGACUUGAUAAGCAAACUUCAUUCUCAGCCUUCAGAGUCAGGUCUCAGACAUCAGAUGAAAAGCACUAAAUCCCAGGAAAAUCUCUGUCAAAUCUAUGGAAUUGCACUAGCCUAUUGCAGCGAAAAUAAACUCACUUUUGUGUUCUGUCGAACUGUCUUAUGAAAUUAUUAUUUAUUUGUAUGCAAAAGAUUUCUUCUGACUAGAAUUAGAAAAUCUGAGCAUAUCGCACCAGUCCUCGGGUCUUUACAUUGGCUUCCAGUUACAUUUAGGAUUGAUUUUAAAGUAGUAUUAUUUGUUUAUAAAUCACUCAAUGGCUUACAUUGCAGAUGUGCUUACUGAAUAUAAACCUAACAGAUCAUUAGGAACACAUCAGUUAGAAAUACCAAGGGUUCACUCAAAACAAGGGGAGAUUGCUUUUAGUUACCGUGCCACACAUAGUUGGAACCAGCUUCCAGAAGAGAUCAGGGGGCUGCUUCACAAAACAAGUUUACCAAACAAGUCAGGCUUAUUUAAGUUAUUCUGACUUAUUUUGAACCAAAUCAAUUGACAAUAAGUCAGACUAACUGAAAUAAACCUGGCUUAUUUGGUAAACUUGUUU